AACGCGCGUCUAAAAAUUAUAAUUGUCACACCUAUUAUUUUUUAUUUUAAGGCUAAUAAAAUUCAAAAUUGCCCGGUAAAUUAUCUGUACCGAGUCAGGCCCCUGGCUAUCCAGAGAUAGGACUCAGAUAGACAUGCUCGAAACCUUAGUUGUUGUUGUUGUUGUUUUUUUUGUGUUUUUUUUGUGUUUUUUUUUUUUUUUUUUUUUUUUUUUUUUUUAGUGGUAUAUGAGUAUGUUAAAAUUAGUCAGCCAACCAGCAACACAGCCGUGAUACAGAAAAAAACUGUUACCUGAAUCGGAAAGAAAGGCAGUAGGUUAAGUUGGAAAUCGCCGAAUCACAACACUAGACGCUGGUGGGAAAACUGUACCGUGAGCGGAAGGAAAGGUAGUAGGCUGCGUUGGGAAAUCUCUGAAACGAUGACGGACAAAAAUGUCGUUACCGCUGGUCACGAUAACGCUGCUUUUGACAUCGACGGCGAUGUCGUCGUAAUCAGCUCAACCCAGCCAACGUCAAGCGGGAACGACGUGCACGGCGUGUGUUGCGGUACAGCGAUGGUGAUGAGACCAGAAGACCAGGACACGGGAAAUGCCGAAGUAGACGAUGAGGACGACAACCCAAUGGGUUUGGAGUUUCGCGUCCAGGAUAUACCGCCGCCGCAUAUGUUAUUCGUUUUCGGGUUGCAGCAAGUUCUGCUGAGUAUAAGCUCGACGAUCUCCAUCCCGAUCAUUGUGUCGGAGAAGAUCUGCGCCGGACACCUGGAGCUGGUCAAGUCCGAGAUCAUGUCCACGUUCCUUUUUAUGUGCGGCGUCUGCACCGUGCUGCAAUGUCUGAUCGGAGUCCGGUUACCAAUUAUCCAAGGAGGGUGUCACAAGUUCAUCCCCGCCAUUAUUGCUCUGAUGGCGCUCCGUCCGGAUUGCGCACUCCCAGGCGAUCAGUCGAGUCUCAAUGUGACGAUUGCUGAACGGGAAGAAUGGCAGUCAAGAAUGAGAGAGAUUCAAGGCGGUAUCAUGCUGGCUUCGCUAGUUCAAGUUUUCAUUGGUUGCACGGGGCUGCUGGGAAUUAUGCUGCAAUUUCUUGGACCAAUCACCAUCGUCCCUACAAUAAGUCUUGUCGGUAUCUCAUUGGUGGACGUUGCCUUGAGAUUUUGUGAGAAAAACUUGUGGAUGUCGGUUUUGACCAUAGCGCUGGUGCUCCUGUUCGCCCUAUACAUGAGGAACAUAAAAAUUCCUCUCCCAGGGUGCUCUCGAAAAAAAGGUUGUUCCGUUGUCAUGUACCCGAUGUUCAAACUCUUUCCGGUGGUGCUAGCAGUUGCCAUUGCCUGGGGCGUCAGUGCAAUACUCACAGCAACAGAUUCUAUACACGGAAAGUACGUUCGGACCGACGGACGAACGGACACGGUGUACAACGCCAAGUGGUUUUUCUUUCCUUACCCAGGUCAAUGGGGGAUGCCAACUAUAACCGCAGCAAGCUUCAUGGCCAUGCUCGCUGCCACCAUCACGUCAAUCAUCGAAUCGGUCGGGGACUACUACGCAUGCGCACGGAUAUCUGGAGUUCCGCCUCCGCCGGCGCACGCUAUUAACCGCGGCAUAGCCAUGGAGGGACUCGGGAGUCUGAUAUCAGGGGCGGUGGGUUCCGGUGGCGCCACCACUUCCUACAGCCAGAACGUCGGAGCUAUUGGAUUCACAAAGGUUGCAAGUCGUUCGGCCUUCGUCACAGCCGGGGUGAUUUUCCUUGCCACAGGAAUCAUCGGCAAGUUCGGCGCGGUACUCACGAUGAUGCCCGAUCCGGUUCUCGGCGGAAUAGUCGUCGUCAGUUUCGGCAUGGUGACGGCGGUCGGACUGUCUGCCCUGUCGUUCGUUGACUUGUCGUCCGGGCGCAAUCUCUGCAUCAUCGGCUGCUCGUUCCUGGUCGGGCUCAUGUUGCCGGUGUACUUCAAGAAGUAUCCCGAUGCCAUUCAAACAGGAAGCCAAGAUGUGGAUCAAGUGCUCAUCGUCCUGUUGCGAACUUCGAUGUUUAUUGGGGGUGUUUUGGCUUUCUUCCUCGAUAACACUGUGCCUGGUACGGACGAAGAACGAGGCAUCAUAGUCUGGCGUCACCAUCUAGAAGCAAAAAAGGGUGCGAAAAAGAAGAACAGUCAAUUAUACGACUUGCCGCUCAUCACUGGUCUCUUACGGAAGUGCCGCUGCGCAAGAUAUGUGCCCUUCCUACCUACAUUUAACUUCCGGGUCAAAUCGCCGUUCAAAGCAUUAAUGUUGAGGUUCAGAAGAAAAACGAAGGAAGACGAAAACAUUGCUACUGCACAACAAAGCACACAGCUGUAGAUAUGAAUAAAGGGGACGCUACUCGUGAAUUGUUAAUUUUGACAAUUUUAAAGGCGCAUACCCUUGUUUUACCCCGAUAAAAUGGACACUAAGUUUAGUUAAUCUACAAACGUGCAACACACAUUUGGAUAAGGUUAUGACAGAGAAGCUAAAGUAUGUGAUGUUAAAACAUGGAAAUGCUGUCUAAAAAUAACUAGAGCUUGUCCUGACAACAAUUACUUCUCAGAUGAACGUAUGUUUUUUAGAAUCUUGGAAAAAAUGCAUUUUGGGGUAUUGCAAAAACCUGGAUGACCAGAACCACUUUAGGUGUACAAAAAUUAAUAUUCUAAAUGAUAAAAUGUAAGUACUUCUAAUUUAAAUUAUAAAAAAACUAGGGUAUGUCACUUUAAUAUGUUAUUGUCAUCUUGGUUUUCUAUACAUAAGCUUAUGGCUCCCAUUUCUGUAGGGGAGCCAGGCUGGUUUUUGCCCGAAUUAAAACCAAAAUGCCCAAAUCUGGACCCCCAAAAAUCAUUUUAAUCAUAUAACCAUUACUACCAAACAGCAAAAUAGAGUUGCAAACGAAUCCCUGCGCAUUUUUACAUGAAUUACAACUCAUUUUGAGGAUAGAGUGAUGGAAAUACAUGGUAAGAAGGUCUCGGGGUUAGCAUAUUUUGCCCUAAUAUCGGUCUAAUUUUUGCCCGAGUUUGAAGUUUUGCCCCUGCGCCCCCCCCCCCCUUGUUUUGUACAAUUAUGGUUGUAAAAGUUUCAAAUACAUUUUAUACGAAACUGAAGUUAUUGAUUUUACAAAAUGCAUUUCAUGUGUUCUGACUAUUAUUUAAAAUAUUAUUUUGUUAGAUAUUUUUUUAUUUUUUAAGAUAUUUAUACGAUA
Molecule: messenger RNA, 3190 nt
Organism: Gigantopelta aegis
Lineage: Eukaryota; Metazoa; Mollusca; Gastropoda; Neomphalida; Peltospiridae
Product: solute carrier family 23 member 1-like
Exons: 11
Coding region: 418-2322 (634 amino acids)
Biological process (GO): transmembrane transport
Cellular component (GO): membrane
Molecular function (GO): transmembrane transporter activity
Source: RefSeq, a predicted model, not a curated record